This is a messenger RNA of Ipomoea nil (Japanese morning glory), 1170 nucleotides long. RefSeq lists its product as uncharacterized. The record is from RefSeq and is a predicted model, not a curated record. The transcript has a single exon. Bases 1 to 1170 code for a protein of 389 amino acids. NCBI's taxonomy places the organism in Eukaryota, Viridiplantae, Streptophyta, Magnoliopsida, Solanales, Convolvulaceae.
AUGGCAUCCGAGUCAUCCGAACGAACCAUCUCCGCUGGAACCCUGUCGGCAGUUGGCGCUAACCCCCUCGCCGGAGCAUACCACUAUGUGUCGAUGAAGUUGACAAGCCGGAACUUCCUGUUCUGGAGGACGCAGCUGAUUCCGUUCCUCCGUAGCCAAGAUUUGCUGGGCUAUGUCGAUGGUAGCAUCAAGUGCCCGCCAGCGUUCAUCGUCCCGGACUCCGGCGAAUCUUCGUCGGCCGUGACUACUGCCACCGCUACGCCAAAUCCAGCCCAUAAGGCGUGGGAGAAGCAGGACCAGGCCAUCCUCUACCUUCUCAUCUCAUCAAUGGCGGAUGAGGUUCUCCACCUGGCGGUUGGCCGGAACACCUCGGCGGAAGUAUGGAGCUCCAUUAUUACCGCCCUCGGCUCAUCCAGCGAAGCCCGCUGUCUCAAUCUGUUUGGGCAAUUCCAAAUGCUCCGGCAAGGAAACUCAACCACCGCGGAGUAUUUAGGCCGUGCUGAGCUGCUCGUGGAAUCCCUCGCGCUCGCUGGACGCCCAUUGUCGCUCACGGAACAGAAUCUCUACGUGUUCCGUGGUCUGCGAUCGGAGCUCAAAGCCUUGGCCACCUCGCUCACGGCAACCGGAUCACCGGUCUCUUUGGCUCAUUUGUCUGAUUUUCUGCAGGCUAAUGAGUUUAUAUUGGUAGAUGACUACCCCUCGACGGCAGACAUUGGCGGCUCCCACACCGCCCACUACACCAGCACGGGUCGCGGCUCUCCGGGUGGUCAUAAUGGUGGACGGCAGUCGCACAACCAGCAGCAUCAUCAGGCUGGUCGCGGCCGUUCCGGGCGAGGUGGACAGCAACGUGGCGGCGGACGAGGCGGUCGCGGAGGUCCUCGGUGCCAAAUCUGUCGGAGCCACGGACACACUGCGGUUUACUGCUUCAAGCGCUAUACCACACAACCACCACAGGUUCACGUUGCUGUUUCGGGAGAAGCACCCACCGGCACAGUAAUACCGGCCGCCGGAGAUGGUUGGUACCCGGACACGGGGGCUACGGCUCAUGCCACGCCCGACGCCGGGAUGAUGUCCCAUUCCGAUGAAUAUUCGGGUUUUGAUGUGUUGCGCGUUGGUAAUGGCGCAGGUCUGGAGAUUUCGCGAAUUGGAUUUGCAUCUGUCCCAUCCUAA